Molecule: messenger RNA, 1892 nt
Organism: Osmia lignaria (orchard mason bee)
Lineage: Eukaryota; Metazoa; Arthropoda; Insecta; Hymenoptera; Megachilidae
Source: RefSeq, a predicted model, not a curated record
UUCUCAUUACGUAAAAUUAUGAAUAAUAAUUAUACUAAAAUGAAGCAAUAAUAGAUUGACACUUGACACUGUUAAAGUAAAGGGGACCUGGUUCACCCCAAAUAAAAAUCCUAAUUACACCAAUGCGCAUACAUAUUUAUGGUACAUACUGAACGAAAUAUGACGAUCGCUGCGAUUCAGCGACUUCAGUUUCUAAUAAAAUCGUGGAUGCUUCAAAUUAUGGUCGAGGCAUUUGCAAGAAGUUUGAUUGACAAGAUCAUCCUGGAAGCUUUCGACGUUGUGGAGCCCAACAAAGAAAAGCUACGAAUGCUGGAUAAUCAACAGGAACCGGAUGGCAUCGAAUCACAGCCUACACGAACAUCGCUGCAAAUGCAUGAUCGUUCACCUACAGAUUGUAACCAUCUGGAAACGAUGGAAUUGUUAGAGAAGGUGGUGCGCGGUUUACAUAAUCUUCAAAUCGGAGACUCCAUUUUUCAAUCGACCUCUCUAUCAGCAUUAGAGAAGGAGGUAAAACAUCUCGUAUGCAGUAUCAACAGCGCUUUACCUCAAGUCUCGGAUGAAACGGAAGUUACUCAGGGUCAGGGAGACGUGCAUCAAAUAAUACACGAUGCAGUUAUAGAGGCAACACCAGACUCGACGCGUACUCGUCAAGAGAAAGAAACCAAUGGCUCCAACGAAGCAACUAGAAUAUCCGUCAAUCUUCUCCAUCGUUUGAUCGAGGAGCUUGAAACGAAAGCUGAAGAAUCCAUCCAGAAAAAAGAAAACGAACCGAAAUCUCCCAGCAAAGAGGAAAUCGCUGUUUGGGAGGAAGCUGAGGAACAGUUCAUAAGAACCAUCGAUAGCGUUGAUGAUCCAGAUCAGAACAAUGCUAAUUUACCAUCCGAUAGUCCGUCCAGAAGUAACGCGCGCGAAUUCAAGUACGAAAACUUGACAUCAUCACCAGUGGCACGUCCGGUACCACUUCCAAGGAACAUUUCUUUAGAAGUGGUGGCAGUCGAAGAAAUUGUGCCAUCUCCUCUUCCUGUUAAUGAUAAUCUCUCACCGGAUGCUUCUUCCAGUAAGAGUCAAAAUAGGUCUCGGAAGAACGAUUUGCAAUUGAGGAAUCGAAAGAAGAGAAACGUCUUAGGUAGAAUGCGGAAACUGCUCAGGACCAUUUUUGGCCGACGAAAAAAAUGAUUGCAUCGUGGUUUGGGUGUUUCCUCGAUGGAGUUCGAGAACGAUGCAUAUGUUACUUAACCCUUUCGCUAUGGUCAUCACUGCCGGGAGGUGUACAUCGCUGAGCAUGGUGGCUUUCUUAGAGGAAAUGGCGACGUAGGGAAAGAAGGAUUCUAUUACUUAUCCUACCACCUUUGGACCGAGGGUAAUAAUUGCAAUUCCACGUACUGUAAUCUGUUACAGGUAGAUCUAACCAAGCUGGUUGAAUCGCGUUAAGAUGAAUAAUCGAACUUCCUUACGUUACAUAGCCAUUUUCCUUACGGAAAGCUAGCGUACUUAGCAAUAUAUCCCUAAUUAAAUCAUCCAACUCAAUAUAAUUUUCUUCAUAAAAUUUAAUUUUCGUAGCUGCUUUUUAAUUGUAACACGAAAAUUUCUAUUAUAUUUAUUUUGAAAUACAAGCACUUUGGGUUGGACGAUUAUAAGUCGGUCGUCGUAGCGAAGGGGUUAAUCGUAAACCUACUUUUUAAAACCGAAAUGCGUUGCUUGUCCGCGUCGAGGUAAUAAAAAUAACUAUCUAGUUUAAUCAUCAGCUGGCCACAGGUACGAAAUGGUCUGCGUACUCUCAGAGUUAUAUCAGACGUGAAACAAAUUCCACGCGUUCCUUGGAACACCGUGGAGGAAAUGAAAUGAUGUAUCACAAUUCUUUAUUAAUACAAUUAAUCAUUUUGAUAAAUGUG